GGGCGCGUCCGGUUUUUCUCAGGGGACGUUCAAAUUAUUUUUGUAACGGGAGUCGGGAGGGGACGGGGCGUGCCCCGAGGUGCGCGCGCGCCGUCAGUUUUCGGCGCUCCUCCUCAGCUCGCUGCUCCUGCCUUGAGAAGGCGUCAUGCCGCCCAAAACCCCGAGAAGAGCAGCUGCCGCCGCCGCCGCCGCGGUGGAACCCCCGGCGCCGCCGCCGCCGCCGCCUCCUGAGGAGGACGCGGAACAGGACAGUGGUCCUGAGGACUUGCCUCUGGCCAGGCUUGAGUUUGAAGAAACUGAAGACCCCGAUUUUACUGCAUUAUGUCAGAAAUUAAAGAUACCAGAUCAUGUCAGAGAAAGAGCUUGGUUAACUUGGGAGAAAGUAUCAUCUGUGGAUGGAGUAUUGGAAGGUUAUAUUCAAAAGAAAAAGGAAUUGUGGGGAAUCUGUGUCUUUAUUGCAGCAGUUGACCUCGAUGAGAUGCCAUUCACUUUUACUGAGCUACAGAAAAACAUAGAAAUAAGUGUCUAUAAAUUUUUUGACUUACUAAAAGAAAUUGAUACCAGUACCAAAGUUGAUAAUGCUAUGUCAAGAUUGUUGAAGAAAUAUAAUGUUUUGUGUGCACUCUACAGCAAAUUAGAAAGGACAUGUGAACUUAUAUAUUUAACACAACCCAGCAGUUCGGUAUCUACUGAAAUAAAUUCUCUGUUGGUGCUAAAAGUUUCUUGGAUCACGUUUUUACUAGCUAAAGGAGAGGUAUUACAAAUGGAAGAUGACCUGGUGAUCUCAUUUCAGUUAAUGUUGUGUGUUCUUGACUAUUUUAUCAAACUCUCACCUCCUGCAUUACUCAAAGAACCAUAUAAAACAGCUGUAAUACCUGUUAAUGGUUCACCUCGAGCACCCAGGCGAGGGCAAAACAGAAGUGCCCGGAUAGCAAAACAGCCAGAGCAAGAUACAAGAAUUAUUGACAUGCUCUGUAAAGAACAUGAUUGUAAUAUAGAUGAGGUGAAAAAUGUUUAUUUCAAAAAUUUUAUUCCAUUUAUGAAUUCUCUUGGAAUUGUUGCUUUUAAUGGACUUCCAGAGGUUGAAAGUCUCUCUAAACGAUAUGAAGAAAUUUAUCUUAAAAACAAAGAUCUAGAUGCAAGAUUAUUUUUGGAUCAUGAUGAAACUCUCCAGAAUGAUCCUUUGGACAGUUUUGAAUUGCAGAGAACACCACGAAAAAAUAAUCCUGAUGAAGAAGUAAAUGUGAUUCCUCCACACACUCCAGUUAGGACUGUUAUGAAUACCAUUCAACAAUUAAUGAUGAUUUUAAACUCAGCAAGUGAUCAACCUUCAGAAAAUCUGAUUUCCUAUUUCAAUAACUGCACAGUGAAUCCAAAAGAAAAUAUUCUGAAAAGAGUGAAGGAUAUUGGAUGCAUCUUUAAAGAAAAAUUUGCCAAAGCUGUGGGACAGGGUUGUGUUGAUAUUGGAUCACAGCGAUACAAACUUGGAGUCCGAUUAUAUUACCGAGUAAUGGAAUCCAUGCUUAAAUCAGAAGAAGAGCGAUUAUCCAUUCAAAAUUUUAGCAAACUCCUGAAUGACAACAUCUUUCAUAUGUCUUUAUUGGCGUGUGCUCUAGAAGUUGUAAUGGCUACAUAUAGCAGAAGUACAUCUCAGAAUCUUGAUUCUGGAACAGAUUUGUCCUUCCCAUGGAUUCUGAAUGUACUUAAUUUAAAAGCCUUUGAUUUUUACAAAGUGAUUGAAAGUUUUAUCAAAGCUGAAGCUAACUUGACAAGAGAAAUGAUAAAACAUUUAGAACGAUGUGAGCAUCGAAUCAUGGAAUCCCUUGCAUGGCUUUCAGAUUCACCUUUAUUUGAUCUUAUUAAACAGUCAAAGGACAGAGAGGGACCAGCUGAUCAUUUUGAAUCUGCUUGUCCUCUCAACCUUCCUCUCCAAAAUAAUCACACUGCAGCAGAUAUGUAUCUUUCUCCUGUAAGAUCCCCAAAGAAAAAAAGUUCAACCACACGUGUAAAUUCUACUGCAAAUGUAGAGACACAAGCAACCUCAGCCUUCCAGACUCAGAAGCCAGUGAAAUCUACCUCCCUUUCACUCUUUUACAAAAAAGUGUACCGGCUAGCAUAUCUCCGACUAAAUACCCUAUGUGCACGCCUUCUGUCUGACCACCCAGAACUAGAGCACAUCAUCUGGACCCUUUUCCAGCACACUCUGCAAAAUGAGUAUGAACUCAUGAGAGAUAGGCAUUUGGACCAGAUUAUGAUGUGUUCCAUGUAUGGCAUAUGCAAAGUAAAGAACAUAGAUCUUAAAUUCAAAAUCAUUGUGACAGCAUACAAGGAUCUUCCUCAUGCUGUUCAGGAGACAUUCAAACGUGUUUUGAUAAGAGAAGAAGAAUAUGACUCCAUUAUAGUAUUCUACAACUCGGUCUUCAUGCAGAGGCUGAAAACAAAUAUUUUGCAGUAUGCUUCCACCAGGCCCCCUACCUUGUCACCAAUACCUCACAUUCCUCGAAGCCCUUACAAAUUUUCUAGUUCGCCCUUACGGAUUCCUGGGGGGAAUAUCUAUAUAUCACCCCUGAAGAGUCCAUAUAAAAUUUCAGAAGGUUUGCCAACACCAACAAAAAUGACUCCAAGAUCAAGAAUCUUAGUAUCAAUUGGUGAAUCUUUUGGGACUUCUGAGAAGUUCCAGAAAAUAAACCAGAUGGUAUGUAACAGCGAUCGAGUGCUCAAAAGAAGUGCUGAAGGAAGCAACCCUCCCAAACCCCUGAAAAAACUGCGUUUUGAUAUUGAAGGAACGGAUGAAGCCGAUGGAAGUAAACAUAUUCCAGGGGAGUCCAAAUUUCAACAGAAACUUGCAGAAAUGAUUCUCGGUUUUUCUUCCAGCAUCUACUCGAACAAGAAUGCAGAAGCAAAAAAUGAAUGAUAAUAUGGAUACCUCAAACAAGGAAGAAAAGUGAGGAUCUCAGGAGCUUGGUGGACACCGUGGACACCUCUGCCUCUCACGAUGUGACUAUAUGUGUCUCCCAGGUUCUGCCUAUGGCCAUAUUUAAUAUUUUCAGCUCUUUUGUAGAUAAAAAAUGUGCAGAUCCGA
This is a messenger RNA of Oryctolagus cuniculus (rabbit), 3082 nucleotides long. RefSeq names its product RB transcriptional corepressor 1 (gene RB1). Lineage: Eukaryota; Metazoa; Chordata; Mammalia; Lagomorpha; Leporidae. The record is from RefSeq and is a predicted model, not a curated record. Gene Ontology annotation, molecular function: RNA polymerase II transcription regulatory region sequence-specific DNA binding. Gene Ontology annotation, cellular component: chromatin; nucleus; Rb-E2F complex. Gene Ontology annotation, biological process: negative regulation of G1/S transition of mitotic cell cycle; cell differentiation; neuron projection development.